GAGGGAACCUCAUACCGGCUGUGUGAUGCGUAGCGGGGCUCUGCUGGCUGAACAUCACUUGGAUGGGAUAAAACCUGCCGGUGGUCACAUUUAACCUGCUUAUUGUGUGUGCGCGUGCCGCGAGGACUGAGAAAUGCUCUUGUAGCGCGAGCGCGAAUGACAUUUAUCGUGUUUGCUUCACAGAAUUAUCACCCCUAACUUGGAGCCGUUUGGACGUUGAGCAAGUUGUUUUUUUUUUAUUUCCUUGAAUUCCAUUUGAGGACGACAUGGAGAGCGAAAAGUACUUACCGGAGCUUAUGGCGGAGAAGGACACGCUGGAUCCGUCUUUUCAACACUCCCUGCGGCUACUGGAUCAAGAAAUUGAAAAAAUUCAGAAAGAUGAAGGGAAGGAAGAGGAGAAGUUCAUUGACGUCGUCAUCAACAAGAACAUGAAACUGGGCCAGAAAGUUUUAAUACCAGUCAAGCAGUUUCCCAAAUUUAACUUUGUCGGCAAACUCCUCGGGCCACGCGGGAACUCGUUAAAGAGACUACAGGAGGACACUCUCACAAAGAUGUCAAUUCUCGGAAAAGGAUCCAUGAGAGACAAAGAAAAGGAGGAAGAGCUACGGCAGAGCGGCGAGGCCAAAUACCACCACCUGAACGAAGACCUGCAUGUCCUUAUCGAGGUGUUCGCCCCGCCAGCUGAGGCUUAUGCCAGGAUGGGUCACGCUCUGGAGGAGAUCAAGAAGUUUCUCAUACCAGAUUACAAUGAUGAGAUCAGACAGGCCCAGCUGCAGGAACUCACAUACCUGAACGGCGGCUCGGAGGAUGCCAAGGUGCCAUCGGUGAGGGGCAAGUCAGCUGCCCGUGGAAGAGGGACACCUGUUCCGGGGCCUCCCAGGACUCGAGGAGGAGUUCCUCCCCUGCAUGCGGCCGUGCCCCGAGGAGCAGCCCCCAGAGGAGCCCUGCCUAGCCGUGCUCCAUCUUCCAGAGGGAGGGGGGUUCAGAGAGCCAGAGGCGCCCCACCAACCCCCGGAUACCGGGCGGCUCCGCCCAUAGUUCAGGACACAUAUGGAGAAUAUGAAUACGACGACGGAUACGGAACAGCUUACGAUGACCAAGGAUACGAAUCGUACGACAACAACUACAGUAACCAAGGACAGAACUCAGAUGACUACUAUGAAUACGGACACAGCGGGGAAUCAUAUGAGUCAUAUGGUCUGGAAGAGUGGGCAAACAAUCGUGGCAAGGCGCCGCCAGCACGAUCAACCAAGGGAGUGUACAGAGAUCAGCCAUACACCAGAUAUUGAACUGUUUAUACAACCCGCACCUGAGUCCUCAUGGCUGUUUCAACCCAAGUAAUGGAUUUUUUAUGGACGCUCCCACCUUUUUAGUAUUGAAAACUAAAAAUAACACAAAUGAAAUAGCGAGACACUGAAUGGGUAAAAACUGGUUUCCAAAUAAAAAAAAAUGG
This is a messenger RNA of Plectropomus leopardus (leopard coralgrouper), 1453 nucleotides long. It is a transcript of the gene khdrbs3, whose product is annotated as KH domain containing, RNA binding, signal transduction associated 3. NCBI's taxonomy places the organism in Eukaryota, Metazoa, Chordata, Actinopteri, Perciformes, Serranidae. Gene Ontology annotation, molecular function: mRNA binding. Gene Ontology annotation, biological process: regulation of alternative mRNA splicing, via spliceosome. The record is from RefSeq and is a predicted model, not a curated record. Gene Ontology annotation, cellular component: nucleus.